Impatiens glandulifera is the source of this 774-nucleotide messenger RNA. RefSeq lists its product as uncharacterized. The coding region runs from base 316 to 774 and encodes 152 amino acids. Lineage: Eukaryota; Viridiplantae; Streptophyta; Magnoliopsida; Ericales; Balsaminaceae. The record is from RefSeq and is a predicted model, not a curated record. The transcript has 3 exons.
AAAGUGUCGCCGGUCAUCGUCAUCAUCGUCGUCUUCUUUAUGAUGGAUGAUUCAUGCACAAAUCCACUAUAAUUUGACCACUAUAAUCUGAUUAGGUUUAACACUCCACGUUUCUUUUCUUUUCUUUUCAUCCUUUGCAUUUAUAAGCAUUCAAUCUCACAAUAGACAUGUCCAAUUAAUGUCAUACAUACCUUUAACUCACAUCUUCAAUAAUCAAUUGCUUUAUUUAUGAACUCUGAUCGAUCGUAUCUCUGGAUUCCCGCCGAGAUUCAUUACUGAAAAUUCAGUUUCUCAAUUUUAGAUCUAGCAAGAGAGAUGGGGAACUGUCAGGCUGCGGAGGCUGCAACCAUAUCGAUUCAGUAUCCGGGAGAGAACAAGGUGGAGAUGAUAUACUGGUCUGUUAGUGCUCAGGAGAUUAUGUCUUCGAAUCCAGGAUACUAUGUGGCACUUGUUGUAACUGCUAGGUCAGAGAAUGGUUCGGUGGUUCGACAACUGAAGGUGCUCCGACCGGCAGACAUCUUGGCUAUUGGACAUGUUUAUCGGCUGAUAAGUUUUGAAGAUGUGUUGAAAGAAUUGGCAAUGAAGAAGAAGGCAAAAUUGGGGAAACUGAUGGUGAAGAAGAAGAAGACAUGUGAUAAUGGCAAUAGCAAUAGAAAGCAGCAGCAGCAAUAUCACAGGCUUGGAGUUGGAAGGUAUAAUAAUGGUCCUGUUGGGCAAUGGAAACCAGCUUUGCAGAGCAUUGCUGAAAAUGGGACCUUAAAAUCCAACUUUUAA